Molecule: messenger RNA, 2082 nt
Organism: Sugiyamaella lignohabitans
Lineage: Eukaryota; Fungi; Ascomycota; Dipodascomycetes; Dipodascales; Trichomonascaceae
Gene: RRN3
Product: Rrn3p
Exons: 1
Coding region: 1-2082 (693 amino acids)
Biological process (GO): transcription initiation at RNA polymerase I promoter
Cellular component (GO): nucleus
Molecular function (GO): RNA polymerase I core binding; RNA polymerase I general transcription initiation factor activity
Source: RefSeq, a predicted model, not a curated record
AUGCCUGCUGUUGUCCCCUCAAUGACGGUAAUCGACUCGAAUAGCAAUCGUACCCCAACUCCGCCUCUUUCUAGGGCUUCGUCCCCUUCGAUUAAAACGAUAAAGUCUGCUUUGAAGAAAUCUUCCUCGAUUGGUAGUGAUGGCUCUUUAAUGUCGUCGAACAACCUGAACUUCUCGGAAACGGUCUACAAGGCUCGAGUUCAAGAUGCCUUGGACCAGCUUACGUUUCACAAAAAUGCAAACCCCAUUAACCAUUUGGUUGCUCAGUUGGAGAUUCCUAGUAACUCUAGUGAAUCAUUAACUCCUGAAAAGUCUCUUUAUUUGGUGAAAGCUUUAACGAGCGAAGUUUCCAGAUUGGAUUCUCCUUCAUGUGCACCUUUGAUCAAUGCCAUUCUAAAAAUGAAAUGGACAAACAAAAAUGCCGACUUUGUUAGUGCUUAUGUGCGGUUUCUAGGUGUACUAGUCAGUUCCAUUCCUAAAUGGUGGACCGAAGUGGCCAAUAAAGUUAUUUCUGAGUUUACUAUGAAGGAAACCACUGCCCAUCAUUCUGUGCUUAGUUACAUCCUAAAAAUUAUUCCCACUGCAUCUAGCACCGUGAGCGGUAUAUUUAUUAAAAACUUUCCUCACAAGUCAGACACUAGCAAGCAUUUAGUCUGCUAUGUGAAGAAUUUACUUAAAACUGUUGAAUAUUGUGACGAACUCGAAAGAUCAGUGUGGGCCCUGAUUUUUGAGAGAACUGUCCAACUUGAUGUUGAGCUGUAUGAAGAAUUGGAAGAUGAAGACGACGACAUAGAUGACGAUGAUGAUGAAUAUGAUGAUGACGAUGAUGUUGAUCUCGAUCAAGAUAAGGAUGAAAACGGUACUAGCUAUACAAGUGAAUUGGCCGUUAAGCUUGAAGAAGAGUCUAGUGAUGAUGAGGAUGACGGUGAUGACUGGGAUGAUAAUGCGUCUGAUAUGUCGGAAUACGAUGUUGAAGACCAUAUCACUACUGAUGUCAAGAGCCUUAAGCGUAAGCUUGACUCAAUAAUUACACUUUUAUUCGACUAUCUUGAUACUAAGUUUAAUGCAGAGAAGCUCAAUUCCCCACAAACUGUUCAGCUAUUCACCACACUUGUAGAUCUUUUCAAAGCCUUUAUUCUUUCAACCCAUCGUACAAGAUCUGUACAGUACAUUAUCUUUCGUACUUGCCAUGCUCAUCCAGACCUUCUUGAUGCUUUCCUUGUGUCUAUGAUUGAGCUGGCUUUGUCUCCUUCGGAAAAUGUCGAGAGACGUCAAAAGGCCAUGCAAUACAUUUCAUCUUUCAUUGCUCGUGCCAAGGGUCUUUCAAGAGCACAGAUCAUCUUUGUGGUCUCUUUCUUGACUGGCUGGUUAGACAGAUACAUACGUGAAAGAGAAAUAGAAGUUGACAACGCCGUGGGAGGAAUGGGUAGAUUCAAAAUGUUCUACUCAGUAAGCCAGGCCCUGUUCUACAUUUUCUGCUUUCGCCAUUCUAUUUUGCGCAAAACUGAUGAUGUAGAAAGCUCCUCUGUUGCCACUCCAGCUCCCUCCACGAAACGGGCUGUUUCUCCUUCUUCAGAAUGGGAGUGUGAUUUGGAUCAUCUUUUCCAAAGAGUCAUUCUUACCAAGUUCAAUCCUCUUCGUUAUUGUAAACACACUGUUGUUGCUAUGUUUGCACAGAUUGCUCAAAAAGAGAAUGCCGCCUACUGUUUCACUAUUAUAGAACAGAACAGAUUAGGUGGGUUCAGAUCUUCAAGCAGUAUCAGUAGCGGCAACAUCAGUGAUAGCGGUGCUCUCCCAAGUCCCCUUAGUAACUAUAGUUCCAAUUCUUAUUUCGGGGCUGGUAAUACUUUUUGGACAAAGAGCCAAGAGUUUGUUGCUCUUGAAGGCUACUUUCCGUUUGAUCCUCUUAUGUUGCCUAAGGCUCGUCACUACCUAGAUGGAUUAUAUGUAGAGUGGGAAGAGGUUGCAGAAGACUUUUCUGAUGGUAGCAGUGAUGAAGACGAUGAAGCCGAAAACGAUACUGAUUCUGAUGAGUCUGAUUCUGACAUUGACAUGUCGAAUGAUGAUGAGGACUCUGAUUAA